This is a messenger RNA of Hyaloscypha bicolor E, 546 nucleotides long. RefSeq lists its product as uncharacterized. The record is from RefSeq and is a predicted model, not a curated record. The transcript has 3 exons. Bases 1 to 546 code for a protein of 181 amino acids. NCBI's taxonomy places the organism in Eukaryota, Fungi, Ascomycota, Leotiomycetes, Helotiales, Hyaloscyphaceae.
AUGAGACAACGCGACUUCUGCACGUUAGGCCUGGGUCUCGGAAGUUUGCUCUUCUCGAUCUUGACGCUCGUCGCCGGCUGCAGAAAAGGAACACUUAACGAUUACGCAAUAGCUGCAUACUCCUAUGACCUCACCGACGGAGUGGUCUACCCACCAUUAAAUUCAACCAACUCAUCCAUACCUUACGACGUAGGUCCGUACGCAGGAUUGAUAGGCGAUGACACCCAUUGGCGGUUCUUCACCGUCCAUUUCCUUUCUAUUUGCGGCGGCUACGUUGGAGGGACCGAGGAUCCUGAAUAUGGGUUCCUGAAGUGGGAACGAAGAGCCGCGGGAUGGAGGUUCAGGACGGAUGAUCCGUUCAUUGUCAACUUCUUGAGCUUUGAUGGGAGAUUUCCUGUCAACAGUACAGUCCCCUGGAUCCAUCAUUUCGAGGCCGUUGCCUGGACUGCUGUUGCGUUUAUCUAUGUGGCAUUCAUCUGGAAGCUUUCAGAUUUUAUGUUUCAAAAGGAGAAAAGAAGACGUCUCUUGACAACUGGUCAGAUUUAG